Penicillium oxalicum is the source of this 1662-nucleotide messenger RNA. Its product is annotated as Arginine permease CAN1. Gene Ontology annotation, biological process: amino acid transmembrane transport. Gene Ontology annotation, molecular function: amino acid transmembrane transporter activity. Gene Ontology annotation, cellular component: membrane. Lineage: Eukaryota; Fungi; Ascomycota; Eurotiomycetes; Eurotiales; Aspergillaceae. The record is from RefSeq and is a predicted model, not a curated record. The coding region runs from base 1 to 1662 and encodes 553 amino acids. The transcript has 3 exons.
AUGGCGUCUGAAGAUGUCGCCCCGGCGCCCGCUGCUCCAAGCAAGUCGGUGAAAGACGAAGCUUUGGACUCGGACAACAAGCAAAUUGCACAAGAUAUUAAGCCGUCGGAUGCGGAGGGCAAUCACUCGAAAUCAGCUCCCGGAGAGCUGAAGCGCAAGCUAAAGAGUCGUCAUCUUCAAAUGAUCGCUAUUGGCGGCACAAUUGGCACUGGUCUUUUCAUCUCCAGCGGCACGGCCAUCGCAUACUCUGGCCCAGCGGGCGCACUGAUCGCCUAUCUUUUUGUCGGAUCAAUCGUGUACUCCGUGAUGACCUCCCUCGGCGAGGUUGCGACCUAUAUCCCCAUCCCUGGCGCCUUCACGUCGUAUGCCGCUCGUCUCAUUGAUCCUAGUCUUGGAUUUUCAAUGGGCUGGAUCUACUGGUUCAAUUGGGCUUCUACUUUCGCUGUGGAGCUCACCGCUACUGGCACAAUCAUUCAAUAUUGGGAUCCAACUCUGAACAUCGCGAUCUUUAUCGGUGUAUUCUGGGUGUUCAUCACAGCGCUGAAUUUCUUGCCGGUCAAUUUCUAUGGUGAGCUGGAAUUCUGGUUCUCAGCAAUCAAAGUUGCCACGGUUAUUGGCUUCAUGAUCUUUGCGAUCUGCAUCGAUGUGGGCGUAGGGGACCAGGGCUAUAUUGGUUUCAAGUAUUGGCACAACCCGGGCGCUUUUGCAACCCACUUGAUUCACGAACCAGUCUCUGUUGGCAGAUUUGUUGGAUUCUGGGCCGUCUUGAUCCAGGCCGGAUUCUCUUACCAGGGAACCGAGCUUGUUGGUGUCGCCGCAGGUGAAACCGAAAACCCGCAGAAGACCGUUCCCUCCGCUAUCCGCAAGACCUUUGUGCGGAUCUUGUUGUUCUUUGUCCUCACAAUCUUCUUCAUCGGUCUUCUCGUUCCUUACACCAACGACAGACUCGUCACCAACACGGCCAAUGCCUCGUCCUCGCCCAUGGUGAUUGCUGCCGACCUUGCUGGUGUCAAGGUCCUCCCAAGCUUGAUUAAUGUGGUGCUCUUGACGGUCGUCUUGUCGGCGGCUAAUUCCAACGUGUACAGCGGCAGCCGAAUUCUGACUGGCCUCGCACACGAGGGCUUUGCGCCAAAGAUCUUUGCGCGAACAAACAACGGCGGUGUCCCAUAUGUGAGCGUCAUGUUCACAGCGCUCUUUGGGCUUCUCGGCUUCAUGAACGUCUCCAACGAUGCCGGACAGGUUUUCACCUGGCUUGUCAACUUGUCCAGCGUGGCUGGAUUCAUUACUUGGUCUUCGAUUAACGCAUGCCACAUUGCCUUUAUGCGCGCACUGGCCGCCCGCAACAUCUCCCGCGACACCCUUCCGUACAAGGCCAUUCUCCAACCCUACUUGGCGUGGUACGGUCUGAUCUUCAAUAUUCUCAUCGCCUUGACGCAGGGCUUCACUGCCUUUAUUCCCACUUUCAACGUAACCGACUUUUUCAUCGCCUAUAUCUGCCCGAUUGUCUUCGUGCUUCUGUAUCUGGGACACAAGAUCAUUUUCAGGCCCUCGUUUGUCAAAGCUGCCGAGGCUGAUCUUGAUACGGGCCGUAUGGCUUACAAGAAGGAUACCGGACCUCCAAAGGCCUGGUACUGGAGAGUCUGGGGAUGGGUCACGAAAUAA